Messenger RNA from Haliaeetus leucocephalus (bald eagle), 1744 nucleotides. It is a transcript of the gene GALE, whose product is annotated as UDP-galactose-4-epimerase. Lineage: Eukaryota; Metazoa; Chordata; Aves; Accipitriformes; Accipitridae. Gene Ontology annotation, molecular function: UDP-glucose 4-epimerase activity. Gene Ontology annotation, cellular component: cytosol. The transcript has 10 exons. The record is from RefSeq and is a predicted model, not a curated record. Gene Ontology annotation, biological process: beta-D-galactose catabolic process via UDP-galactose, Leloir pathway. The coding region runs from base 1 to 1044 and encodes 347 amino acids.
AUGGCAGAGAAGAUCCUGGUGACUGGCGGAGCUGGCUACAUUGGCAGUCACUGUGUGCUGGAGCUGGCGGAGGCUGGCUAUGUCCCUGUGGUCAUAGACAACUUUCACAAUGCCAUUCGAGGGGCAGACGCGCUCCCUGAGAGCCUCCGGCGUGUGCAGCAGAUUGUGCACCAGCCCAUCCUCUUCCAGGAGCUGGAUAUCACCAAUGAGGUAGCGCUGCAGGAGCUCUUCAGUAAGCACCGUUUCUCAGCCGUGAUGCACUUUGCGGGGCUGAAGGCAGUGGGGGAGUCUGUGCAGAAGCCCCUGGAGUACUACAGGGUGAACCUCACUGGGACCAUCCGGCUGCUGGAGACCAUGAAAGCCCACGGCGUGAGGAACAUCGUGUUCAGCAGCUCUGCCACUGUCUACGGAGACCCCAAGUACCUGCCCCUGGAUGAGAACCACCCAGUUGGAGGCUGCACCAACCCCUAUGGCAAAUCCAAGUACUUCAUUGAGGAGAUGAUUCGAGACCUCUGCAAAGCGGAGAGGGACUGGAAUGCCGUUCUCCUGCGCUAUUUCAACCCCAUUGGUGCCCACGAGUCGGGCAUGAUCGGAGAAGAUCCUCAGGGGAUCCCGAACAACCUCAUGCCCUACGUGGCACAGGUGGCAGUGGGGCGCCGGGAAUUCCUCAGCGUGUUUGGGAAUGACUACAAGACGGACGAUGGAACAGGUGUCAGGGAUUACAUCCAUGUUGUGGAUUUGGCUAAGGGCCAUAUCGCUGCUUUGAAGAAGCUCAAGGAGAACUGCGGCUGCAAGAUCUACAAUCUGGGUACAGGCACCGGUUAUUCCGUCCUGCAGAUGGUCCAGGCCAUGGAGAAAGCCUCGGGGAGGGAGAUCAAGUACAAGAUCACCGGCCGGCGGGAGGGAGAUGUGGCCUCCUGCUACGCCAACCCAGCGCUGGCCGAGCGUGAGCUGGGCUGGAAAGCUGCCUUUGGCCUGGACAAGAUGUGUGAGGACCUGUGGCGGUGGCAGCUGCAGAAUCCCACAGGCUUCAGCAAGAACUGAGCUGUGGCCCAAGGGCUCACCUGGCUGCUGUGGGUUGCUCUAGGCCAGCUCUGCCUGCCUCCCCAGCGAGACUGUGAUCAUCCUGGGUGCAGUUCCAGCUCCUCCUCCUGCCUGUUGCGUGGGGCAGGAAGGCAGGAGCAUCCCUAGCCUCUCUACUCCUCAUCCUCAUUCCCCCAGGUCCUUUGCAUCUCAUAGAGUGGAAACACAAGAAGAACAGAGCCGGGGCCCAGCUUUGGCACCCAGGGCACAAAACCUCCUUGUGGGAAUGCACAGGGGCUGGUGCCAGCCCCAGCAGGGAGAAGGCGCUUGGCUGGGCCCUGCAGCUGCUCUCAGACCUGCUCCUGGGCCUUCCCUGUGCUUUGGGAAGUGGCCACCUCCAGCACCCAAAUAAGCGAGUCCUGUCCGGCCCAAAUUGCAGAUGAAACCACCCAUUCCCUGCUGCAUCCAGCGCCCAACCUGCCCAGCUUGGGGAGCAGGGGUGGUUCCCAGUCUCGGCAGGGGAAAGCCGGGGCACCCACUGCCCCCUGCCCUGGGCAGGGAGAGGGCUGCUCAGCUGCUGAGCACCUACCUCAUGGCCUCGGGCCCCAGGAACACCCAGACCCCCGCACUCCUGCAGGGACCAGUCACAUCCUGAGGCCACCAUGGCUCAUUUCCCCAGCCCAGCUCCCCAGGGCCAAGGCCCUAAUGGCUGCCAAGGGCU